CCAGCAAUGGCUUUAUUCCCAGUGGUGGUGUUUCUGGCUGCUGUGCUGCUUCCAUCUUUACCUGCAGAAGGAAAGGAUCCAGUCCUUUCUGCUUUGUUAACCACUCAAACACAAAUACAAAAGGAGAUUGUAAAUAAACACAAUGAACUAAGGAAAUCAGUCUCUCCACCUGCCAGCAACAUGCUAAAGAUGGAAUGGAGCGCAGAAGCAACAACAAAUGCUCAAAAGUGGGCAAACAAGUGCACUUUAGAACACAGUAAUGCACAGGACCGAAAAACCAGUACAAAGUGUGGUGAGAAUCUCUAUAUGUCAAGUGGCCCUACUGCCUGGUCAGAUGCAAUCCAAAACUGGUACGAUGAGAGCCAAAAUUUUGUCUAUGGUGUAGGACCAAAGAGUUCCAGUGCAGUUGUUGGACAUUAUACCCAGGUUGUUUGGUACUCAUCUUACCGUGUUGGAUGUGGAGUUGCCUAUUGUCCCAAACAAGACAGUCUAAAAUACUACUAUGUUUGCCACUAUUGUCCUGCUGGUAAUAAUGUGAAUAAAAAGAACACCCCUUACCAACAAGGAACACCCUGUGCCAGUUGCCCUGGUAACUGUAACAAUGGACUAUGCACCAAUAGUUGUGAAUAUGAAGAUCUCCUUAGUAACUGUGAUUCUUUGAAGAAAACAGCUGGCUGUGAACAUGAAUUGCUCAAGGAAAAAUGCAAGGCUACUUGCCAGUGUGAAAACAAAAUUUACUGAAAUACUCAACGUAGAGUGUUCAAGACUAAGUGGAGAAAGGCUGCAUCAUUUAAUGGACACAUCCCAGAGGGGAAACUCUAGGCAUGUUAGUUAUAAUUUUUAUU
This is a messenger RNA of Pteronotus mesoamericanus, 845 nucleotides long. RefSeq names its product cysteine rich secretory protein 2 (gene CRISP2). NCBI's taxonomy places the organism in Eukaryota, Metazoa, Chordata, Mammalia, Chiroptera, Mormoopidae. The record is from RefSeq and is a predicted model, not a curated record. Gene Ontology annotation, cellular component: extracellular region. The transcript has 7 exons. The coding region runs from base 7 to 741 and encodes 244 amino acids.